Molecule: messenger RNA, 1206 nt
Organism: Desarmillaria tabescens
Lineage: Eukaryota; Fungi; Basidiomycota; Agaricomycetes; Agaricales; Physalacriaceae
Exons: 2
Coding region: 1-1206 (401 amino acids)
Molecular function (GO): protein binding
Source: RefSeq, a predicted model, not a curated record
AUGAGGAAAGGCUUUCUCCUCUCUUCUUCACGAAAGUCCGCAGAGAUUCGUUCAUUGGACCCCUUCCCAUCGUCAUCCGUUUCCGAGCCUCCACCCGAUCACGAUGUAACUCGAGUUCUGUCCAGGACUCCUCGUAUCGUUCUCUCGGACACGAGAAUACCCGGUGCACCUUGUUUCCUUUACCUGCCCCAAGGAAAGCAUGACAUGGUAUACAUCGACAAUCUCGCCAAGGUUAAAGAACUAUCUACAUGGACAGUGUGGAAUAGGCCUACUCCUUCCGACAAUAGGAAUGCCGUCGUUUUUCGCCCUGUCGAGGGCAAAGGCGUGGGUAUGAUCGCUCGUCGAGCGAUCAUUGCUGGGGAACUCAUCAUCGCCGAGCGGCCAGUCUAUGCGCAGCGGAAGGCGCUUCCGCGGUGUGAUGCAGAAAACGCUGUGAACGGCGUUUUUCACCUCUCCUCUGUGAAGGACCUCAGUCCCGCAUCGCGCGAAGCCAUCUUUUCGUUGAAGAACUCGAAGACAGGCUAUCAUCCUCUUCACGGCAUCCUCCAGACGAAUUUCCUCAUGCUCGAUAUCACCGAAGAGCCAGACCCAGACCCAGAGAACCAAUUCGUGGGUAUCUUCCCCCUCCUUUCGCGGGCCAACCACGAUUGUACCCCCAAUUCUCACUAUUUCUUCAAUUUUUCGUCUUUCACCGGGGAGUUUCGUGCCAUGAGAGAUAUUCCGCAGGGAGACGAGGUGACGAUCGCGUAUACGCAUGUCCUGGCUCCUAGGGGUGCCAGACAAGCUCAGCUGAGGAGCGGUUAUUCCUUUAUCUGCUCGUGCGCGGCAUGCCACCUCGAUGCGAAACAAGCUGAAGCCUCUGACGAGCGGCGUGCGAGGAUCCAUCAGUUGGUGGAAGAGAUUACGCCUGGGAAUUCCGCAUGGCGGAAGCCUUCUUACGAGAGGAUGACGGAGUGCUUGAAUAUGGUAGAGAAGGAGCGCCUUGACAUUUAUCGUGCGCAGAUACUCUUCUACGGAGGGACGUUGCUAUUGCAACAAGGGGAUAUCACGCACUUUUUGCAAUGGAUGAAAAGAGCCAAAGAGGAGUAUCGUCGAUUUGAAGGAGAAAUGUCACCGACAUUCAAGGCCAUAAAGACGACAUCUGGCCUGGCGCUUCGCGUUGAAGCCCAAGCGGCGACUAACGAUAUUUCAAUACCAAUGUACUAA